AAAAUAAGCCGGAGGAAAUAAACUGAGUAACAUUGCAGACAAAAUAAACCAGAAGGUGGCGGUAAAGCAACGCUUUUGGAUGCAAGGUUAAACCUCGAAGAAGAAGAGUCUGGCGAUACGACGUCUAAAGACCGCGCCGUGUUCCUGCAUCUGUUAUGAUUCGGCUGAAGAAAGACAGAGAAAUAUUCUGAGACUGAGAACUUCACGACACACUAUUAUAACGAUGGCAUUUAUUAAAGAGGAGAGUGAAGACAUUAAGAUUGUAGAAGUGUUCACGAUCAAACAAGAAGACCCUGAGGAACAAACAGAUCUGAUGGUACUGAAAGAAGAGAAUGAAGAACUGAAAGAAAUAGAGAAAAGUCAAUAUGAGAGACAUGAUUUCAUGGCUGUGGAAAAAUCCUUACCGACUGAAAUACAUUCGGUUCAAAAGACUGAAUCUAACAGUUGCCAUCAAUGUGGAAAGAGUUUCACACUUAAAGAAAACCUUAAACAGCACAUGAAAAUUCACACUGGAGAGAAGCCUUUCACAUGCCAACAAUGUGGAAAGAGUUUCACUAAAAAAGGAAACCUUAAAGAACACAUGAAGAUUCACACUGGAGAGAAGCUUUUCACAUGCCAACAGUGUGGAAAGAGUUUCGUUAAAAAAGGAAAUCUUAAAGAUCACAUGUACAUUCACACUGUAGUGAAGCCAUUCACAUGUGACCGGUGUGGAAUGGGUUUCAAAUAUAAAGAAAGCCUUAAUAACCACAUGCGAAGAAUACAUUCAAGAGAUAAUUGUUUUAUAUGUAAUCAGUGUGGAGAGAGUUUCAGUAGUAAAGUAAGCCUCUACAGUCAUAUAAGACUUCACACUAAAGAGAAGCCGUUUAUCUGCCAACUGUGUGGGGAUACCUUCUUACAAAAUGGAAAUCUGAAGUCACACUUGAGAGUUCACUCUGCAGAGAAGACUUUCCCAUCAGUGUGGAAAACGUUUCAGACAGAAAACAACCCUUGAUUCAUGCAUGAAAAGACAGACACGAGUGGCAGAUUCAGGACUGGUCUAUAAUAACCCGGUUUUGUUGCAUAAUGUUGGGUUUGAUGAUUUAAUACUUUUGCCUUGGUCUUGAUGUCUUUUGCUCUAAGCUAUUAAACUGCUGUUAACUGGUAUUUGUCUUUUCACUUUAGAUCUGUUGGUACUGAAAAAGAAUCAAGAACUGGAAGAAAUAGAAGGGAAAGAUCAAUAUGAGAGACAUGAUUUCAUAGCUGUAGAAAAAUCCAUACAGGUGAAACAAACAAGACCAAAUCUAACAGUUACUUCUCCUGCCGUCAAUGUGGACACUUUCAAUCAAAAACAUAACCUUAAAAUCCACAUAAGAUUUCACACUGUAGCGAAGCCUUUUUAUUUGCAAACAGUGGGAACAGCUUCUCACACAAGGGAAGUUUUAAGUUGCACACAAGGCUUCACACUUGAGAGAAUCCUUUCACAUGUCUUCAGUGUGAGAAGAGUUUCACAUAUGUGACCAUGGACCACAAAACCAGUCAUAAGGUUCAAUUUUUCGCAAUUGAGACUUAUACAUCACCUGAAAGCUGAAUAAAUAAGCUUACCAUUGAUAUAUGGUUCGUUAUGAUAGGAAAAUAUUUGGCCGAGAUACAACUAUUUGAAAAUCUGGAAUCCGAGGUGUGCAAAAAAAUCAAAAUAUUGAGAAAAUGGCCUCUAAAGUUGUCCAAAUUAAGUUCUUAACAAUGCAUAUUACUAAUCAAAAAUUAAGUUUUAAUAUAUUUACAGUAGGAAAUUUACAAAAUAUCUUCAUGAAACAUGAUCUUUACUUGAUAUCCUAAUGAUUUUUGGCAUAAAAGAAAAAUCUAUAAUUUUGACCCAUACAAUGUAUUUUUGGAUAUUGCUACAAAUAUACCCUGCGACUUAUGACUGGUUUUGUGUUCCAGGGUCACAUAUGAAAGAGACCUGAAACUUCAUUUUCAAACGCAUUGUGGAAAGAAAUUGCAGUGCUCUGAGAGUGGAAAGAGGAUUAAAAAGAGGAGCAAUUAAAAAAAAUAAAUAAAUCAUCCAUGCAUUCAGUCUGGAGGAAGGCAGUUUAAUUAUGAUUAAUGUAAUGUUUCUUUUGCCAUCACACUUAAGGCCAAUUCACACCGCGCUGACAGAGUACAGUAUGCCACUUUGCAGACAAACCAAGCCAAACUGCAUGUUCAGUCAGUGAAAAUGAGCUCUACAAUGAUCAGGUAAAACCCGACAAAGUGUCUGUUGCUGUCUGUCCGUGCAGUGUGAAUUGGCCUUUACAGAUACACCCGAAAAUUCAUGCAGAUGUGAGAUGACAUGCGUGUUUUUUCCGUGGAAAAAGAUUUAAAUGACUCAGCAUUUUAAAAUGGCACCAGAAAAAAUGUAUUUGUGAAAUCAAGGCUAUGUUCACACCAAAGCUGAAUGUGGCCCAAAUCUGAUUGUCCACCUUCAUAACCAUUUGCAUUUUUUGACUUUUGUGGCUUUUUAUUUUUUCUUGUAUGAACUAGUGGCUGCACCUGACCAUCUGCUUUGCUAUAGUUUAGAUGUUGUCAAACUUUUUUUGUCCCAAGACACACCUUUGUGAUUGUGAUAUCAUUAUUAUUAUUAUUAUUUUUUUUUGUUGUUGUUGAAACUUUGCAACUUUUUACAUUUUCAAAUCCUGAAAGCUAAUAUCUAAAAAAAAGCACAAUUAAGCUUAAUUGAUUUCUGACUUUCUGAGACAAUGUUGCAGUGUAAAUGGAAUUUUAUAAAUAAAAGGACAUAAAUAAAAUAAAUGUUGAACUGCAGUAUUUGAUUCAUCUUU
Messenger RNA from Onychostoma macrolepis, 2795 nucleotides. Its product is annotated as gastrula zinc finger protein XlCGF7.1-like. Gene Ontology annotation, molecular function: RNA polymerase II cis-regulatory region sequence-specific DNA binding; DNA-binding transcription factor activity. The coding region runs from base 224 to 991 and encodes 255 amino acids. The transcript is spliced from 4 exons. The record is from RefSeq and is a predicted model, not a curated record. NCBI's taxonomy places the organism in Eukaryota, Metazoa, Chordata, Actinopteri, Cypriniformes, Cyprinidae. Gene Ontology annotation, biological process: regulation of transcription by RNA polymerase II.